GGCAUGUAUCAUCCGUCCGCCAUUAUGUCAGAAUGACACACAGUUAUAUAUACGAUCAAUAAUUUUACGAAUCAUUUCUCUAUUUUGUAAUUAAGAUACAGGUCACAGAUUUGAAAACAAAUAUGUUUUGUAGUGUAAGAAAUCUACUGUUGACAAUCUGAUCGUGGUCCUGAUUAAUGAAAUGAACAUAUCGAGCGCCCAGGUAAUGUGAUAAAUUGGUAGAAUGAUGUAAAGUAACCAAUGGUUGAUUUCUCGCUGGAAAAUAAUCACUUUAUACUUAAUGGAUGAGAAAGUGUGUGCCGAGUUUCGCGAUGAAAUGGUUAAAUCCCAUAAUACACUGCGAAAUCACCAUGGAAGUAAACAACUAAGAAUAUCUGAGGACCUAAACAGAGAUACUCAGAUGUGGGCAAAUAUCAUCGCAGACAAAGGAUAUGUUCAGUUCAGUGAAUUUCCAGGUAGAGGUGAAAAUGUAAUAUUUGUGGAAACGAAUGGACAAAGGCCGAGUGGAGAUACCGUCACAGAAUUAUGGUAUAAGGAAAUUGAAAACUACGAUCACCUACAUCCUAAAUGGAAUAAAGAUUCCAUGAACUUUACACAGAUGAUAUGGAAAUCUUCUAACGAGCUAGGCAUCGGUAUCUCUAAAGUUAAAGGACAAAACAAAUACGUUAUUGUUGCUCAUUACAAGCCUUCAGGUAAUAUCAAUACUCCAGGAGAGUUCCGAAAGAAUGUAUUACCGCCAAAUUCUUAAAGCAAUACCAUUGAAAAGUCGAACGAAAUCAAAGGUAACCAAUGCAAUGUAGAAAAAAUUGAAAGGACUUCACAGAAGGUGAUUUAGAAGUGCACAUGCAAUUAUUGCAAUAUAAAGGCAGAGUUGACUAAGCAAGAAAAUAUCGCCAUCAUACGUAGGUUUUGUGAAAAUGCUUCCAUGCAUAGGAUAUGUAAUUAACGAGUGUAUUGUUUUUUAAUUGUUGUUCAUUGCAUUGUAUAUUUGAACAAAUAUGUAAUAUAAAUAAAUAUAGAAGCCAUUUA
This is a messenger RNA of Mytilus trossulus (common blue mussel), 1029 nucleotides long. RefSeq names its product Golgi-associated plant pathogenesis-related protein 1-like. The record is from RefSeq and is a predicted model, not a curated record. Bases 281 to 748 code for a protein of 155 amino acids. NCBI's taxonomy places the organism in Eukaryota, Metazoa, Mollusca, Bivalvia, Mytilida, Mytilidae. The transcript is spliced from 4 exons.